Drosophila biarmipes is the source of this 1710-nucleotide messenger RNA. RefSeq names its product prolyl 4-hydroxylase subunit alpha-1. The coding region runs from base 90 to 1619 and encodes 509 amino acids. The transcript has 7 exons. Gene Ontology annotation, cellular component: endoplasmic reticulum. The record is from RefSeq and is a predicted model, not a curated record. Gene Ontology annotation, biological process: peptidyl-proline hydroxylation to 4-hydroxy-L-proline. Gene Ontology annotation, molecular function: L-ascorbic acid binding; iron ion binding; protein binding. NCBI's taxonomy places the organism in Eukaryota, Metazoa, Arthropoda, Insecta, Diptera, Drosophilidae.
UGAAGUGGUUCGUUUUUCAGUUCAGCCUUUUAUUUAUUUUCCUUCCCCACAACUUUUGCCAAGAAGAAAUAGAAAACCCUGAAGAAAAAAUGAUAUACAGUACUUCUGUGAUGAGUAUGGUGAAACUUAUAGAAAUGGAAGAAUCGUUAAAAGCUAGCUUGCAAGUAUACGUUCAAGAGAUGCAAUCAAAGUUGGAUAUGAUUAAACUAUUUCAAGAGUCAUUAAAAAGGGAAACGCUGACCUCGCUGCACGAUAAGGAAGAGUAUAUGGCCAAUCCUUUGAAUGCAUUUCCCUUGCUCCGUCGCCUCAACCAAGAUUGGCCCAAAUGGCUGAGAUAUUUAAAACUGGCAAUAGCUACCAAGAAAAUCAAAGAAAUGGAAGUGCAAUUGCAAUCAGCUCCAAGCGAUGAUGACCUUAGUGUUGCCCUUAAGGGUAUGACUCGAAUUGAAAAAUUUUACAAUCAACAUGCAGCCGACUUAACUAAGGGUUUGCUAAUGGGAAAACAAUUUAACUCCCAUUUGACUGCUCCCGAUUGUUUUGCCCUAGGGGAAUUCUACUACAAUACAACGCAAUAUUCGAGAUGCACCCACUGGUAUCGCAUGGCUUUAAGACUGCACUCCCUUCCCCAAGGCAUGCUAUACGAAAAAGUUUUGGGUUUGAAGCGGAAAAAGAUAUACAAAAAAUACGGCAAGGCACUGCUCAAGGAAUCCGUUGCCUCGGAUAAAGCAAAAGCCACUCCGGCAGAGCAAACUGAAUGGAACAGCUUGGCCAAAGAAGUCGUUAAGGAAGCCAACUACGAUAACGUCAAGCAACUAAUUGAUGAAUACCUAUCAGCAGACGAGAAGAUCUUCCAAGAAGAAGCCGCCAAGCAGAGGCGCAAGCCCUCUAAACUAGAGCGCGGCUGCCGCGGAGAGUGGCCUAAGAAAUCCCCGCCAGAACUAACAUGUCGAUACAACGCGGACACGUCGGAUUUUCUCAAGAUAGCACCACUUAAGAUGGAAUUUUUAAGUAUGCAACCCUUGGUAGUUCAGUACCAUGACGUGCUCUACGAAAGCGAGUUCAAGUCGUUGCGAGACGUAGCCAUAUAUAAUGCCACCAUGACUGAUGGCUGGACCUAUGUGGACUUUGACAAAAAAGGAAAGCCAAAGCCGCAGGACCGAGUGGUAAAAAUGAUGACCUUUCAGGGCACUGUCGCCCCUUUUACACUCAGUAUUAAUCGACGGAUCGCAGACAUGAGUGGUCUGAAUAUGCGAGAGAAUAUGGGUCUGUAUCUGACCAACUACGGCCUGGGUGGUCAUUUCGGUAAGCAUGUGGACUAUGUGGAGUUGGCCAAAAGACCACCAGACUUUUUUUCUGACCUCGGGGGCGAUAGAAUAGCUACGGCGUUGCUCUAUGCAACUGAUGUUCCUUUGGGCGGAACCACUGUUUUCACCAAACUAAAGCUAUACAUAGAACCAAAAAAGGGCAACGCACUGAUCUGGUUUAAUUUGAAUAAUGCGGGAGAUCCUGAUCCGCUGACAGAACAUUCCGUUUGCCCCGUCGUCAUGGGAUCGAGAUGGACAAUAUCCAAAUGGAUUCACGAGCGUCAGCAAGUAUUCAAGAAACCCUGCCUCGCCUAAUUUGCGAAUGUAAAAUUCUAUUAAAGCCUCCAUUAGCAAGGCAUGCAAAUAAAUGGGGAGGAAUCUCCCAUUGGCGCACUUUGCUUCUUCA